Molecule: messenger RNA, 1849 nt
Organism: Gastrolobium bilobum
Lineage: Eukaryota; Viridiplantae; Streptophyta; Magnoliopsida; Fabales; Fabaceae
Product: B3 domain-containing transcription factor VRN1-like
Exons: 4
Coding region: 408-1697 (429 amino acids)
Molecular function (GO): DNA binding
Source: RefSeq, a predicted model, not a curated record
CAAAUAACUCGCUCUGUUUCCAUUUCCAAACUCCAAAGGCUAACAAAACAAAUGGGUUUUAGAAUUGCAAAGAGAAAGUUGCUGGGAAAAUCCAAACUGGGAAAGCCUUUGAGUUUGAAGUGACUCACCGAGUCAUUAACUCGUUAACUUUUUAAUAAGAUUUCGGACAAGUUGAGGUUUUUUUUUUUUUUUUUUAAUUAAGGUUUUAAAAACCAUUGUUUGACUCAAAAAGCAGAGAAGGUUGUAUAGGGUGGGGACUGGAGAAUAGGGAGUGAGGUUGUGAUGGUGAAGUAGAUCUGAAAGGUGAAGAAAUUCAAGUAGCUAGUGCCCAAAGUUUUCAUCUUUGAAUCAAAGGGAUAUCAAAUGAUUUAAGGUUUGGUUUAACUGUCUCCUGACACAUUCAGAAAAUGCCGCAUCAUUCCUUCCACAAGCUUGUUCUUCCCUCUACUCUCCAAGCCAGGCAACUGAGGAUUCCGGAUAACUUUAUGAGGAAAUAUGGGGGUGAGCUUUCUCCAGUUGCUACCCUCUCUGUUCCUGAUGGUAGUAUCUGGCGUGUAGGAUUAAAAAAGGCAGACAACAAAUUUUGUUUCCAUGAUGGUUGGCAAGAAUUUGUUCAGCGCUAUGCCAUUGGUGUUGGAUACUUGUUGGUAUUCAGAUAUGAAGGAAAAUCAUCUUUCAAUGUUCAUAUUUUUAAUUUGGCUUCUUCUGAGGUGAACUAUCAAUCAGCAGUACGAAACAGUAAUGAAGGGCCUUACUUUGCAAAUCGUCUUAAAAUUUUUGAAGAAAUGGAAGAUGAAGAUUCCAUUGAAAUCUUGGAUUUGUCACCUUCCCGCAUUACUCCUGGUACAUUGCAAAACAAAGUUUUUCCUGGAUCAGUAGAUAAAUUAACACCUGCCAAGAGUUAUACGCCUCCAGCAUUGCAUAAUCUCUUUAACGGAUCAAAACUUAAUAGCAUAAAUUGGGGAGAGGAUGGGAAUGCCCUUUCUUCAAGAAGUGCCAAUUCAUUAGACAAUCAGUUGACAAGAGAUAUAGGUGUUCAGUUUAAUGCAGUUGAGUUUAAAAGGUCUACUGAAGAAUUGAAGUUGCGCACAUCUAUCGAGGAAAGGGUUAAAAAAACUGUAAGAAAGAAGCGGAAAUCAGAUGGCCAUGAACCCUCUGCUGAACAUGAAGAGGAGGCAGAAAUGCGCCUUAGAUUUUAUGAAAGUGCUUCUGCAAGAAAAAGAACUGUGACAGCAGAGGAAAGAGAAAGGGCCAUCAAUGCCGCAAAAGCAUUUGAACCAUCUAAUCCUUUCUGCCGGGUUGUCCUGCGGCCCUCCUAUUUAUAUAGAGGGUGCAUAAUGUAUUUGCCAUCUUGCUUUGCAGAAAAGCAUUUGAAUGGGGUUUCAGGAUUUAUAAAACUUCAAAUCUCUGAUGGGAGACAAUGGCCUGUUCGCUGUCUUUAUAGAGGAGGUAGAGCUAAGUUAAGCCAGGGAUGGUUUGAAUUUUCGUUAGAGAACAAUUUAGGAGAAGGUGAUGUAUGUGUGUUUGAGCUUCUUAGAGGGAAGGAUGUAGUGCUUCAAGUUACUGUAUUUCGUGUCACUGAGGAUGUGGGAUUGUUGAGCACUCCUUUGCAUCAGAACCAAAACGUGAGCCAUGCUAAACUGUUGAACACUCCCUUGCACCAUCACCUAACUUCAACUAAAAUGGUUAGGAAUUAGCAGCAGGUUCAUUCCUGAUAGCUCAAAUGUAUCAAGUAGCCCUUGCUUCUGUGUGAUAUUUAUCUAGUUUCUUUCUUCUCGUGGAACUUAGAUGCUCUUUAUGUCCAUAAAUAUUUCAGGAUGACUUAAGUGGAACACAGUCAUUAUAGUUU